AUGAUCGCCACCUCGCUCCUCGCGCGUUCGCGCAUCCCGGCCGCCGCAGCUGCACGCUCCGUGCGUCGCUUCCCCGUCGCCUCGGCCGUCGCUUCGGCCGUCGCUUCGGGCUCGCGUCUGGCUCCCAUCGCCUUGGCUUCCUCGCGUCGCAACCUCGCAACGCUCAGCUCCACCGAAAACGCCCCCGAGCUCGGAUCGCGCCAGGUCGCCGACUCCAUCUUUGCGCCCCUCGACACCUUUGAGCCGCGCCACGUCGGGCCCCGCGAUCGCGAUGCCGCCAAGAUGCUCCAGGCGCUCGGAUACAACCACAUGGACCAGCUCGUCAACGACACCGUCUCCCCCAGCGUCCGUCUCGAGCAGUCCGACGCCUACUACGACCAGAUCAAGCCCCUCUCCGAGUCCGAGCUCGCACAGCGCGCACAGACCAUCGCAAGCAUGAACCGCCCCUUCAAGAGCCUCAUCGGCAUGGGCUACCAAAACACGCUCGUGCCCCCCGUCAUCCUCCGCAACGUGCUCGAAAACCCAGCCUGGUACACGAGCUACACCCCCUACCAGCCCGAAAUCUCCCAGGGCCGUCUCGAGUCGCUCAUCAACUUCCAGACCAUGGUCAAGUCGCUCACCGGCCUCGACCUCGCAAACGCCUCCCUCCUCGACGAGGGCACCGCCGCCGCAGAGGCCAUGAUCCUCGCCUACGGCCAGACAAAGAGCAAGCGCAAAACCUUCCUCGUCGACCGCGGCGUCCUGCCCCAGACCCUCGCCGUCCUCCGCCAGCGUGCAAAGGGCUUCGGCAUCAACGUCGUCGCCACCGACCUCCGCACCCCCGACGGCCACCGUCUGCCCCCCGCAGACCAGAUCCCCCGCGACGACAUCAUCGGCGCCCUCGUACAGUACCCCGACGUCGACGGCCGCCUCACCGACUGGCAGGCGCUCGCCGCCGAGAUCAAGAGCUUCGGCGGCAUGACCAUCGCCGCCACCGACCUCCUCGCCCUCACCAUGAUCCGUCCGCCCGGCGAGUGGGGCGCCGACAUUGCGCUCGGCAACGCCGCCCGCUUCGGCGUGCCUCCCGGCUUUGGCGGCCCGCACGCCGCCUUCUUCGCCGUGCGCGACUCGAUCAAGCGCAAGAUCCCCGGCCGUCUCGUCGGUCUCUCCAAGGACACUCGCGGCGGGCCCGCCUACCGUCUGGCGCUCCAGACGCGCGAGCAGCACAUCCGUCGUGAAAAGGCAACCUCCAACAUCUGCACCGCCCAGGCGCUCCUCGCCAACAUGUCCGCCAUGUACGCCGUCUACCACGGCCCGGACGGCCUGCGCAAGAUCGCCGCCAAGGUGCACGCCCUCACGCGCCUUCUCAAGCACGAGCUUACCGAGCUCGGCCUCCGCGUCGUCAACCGCGACGGUGCCUUCUUUGACACGCUCACCAUCGACCUCGCAAAGGCGGGCGUCGGCGCCGUGCGCGUCCACGAGGAGGCCAAGAAGGCGCGCAUCAACCUGCGCAGGAUCAGCGACACCCGCGUCGGCAUCACGCUCGACGAGACCGUCAGCAUCGAGGAACUCACCGACCUCCUCAACGUCUUUGCCUACGCCACCAAGAACACAAAGACCGGCGAGGUGCCCUACAAGCCCCAAGACCUCCUCGCCAUCGCACAGCGCAUCGGCCUCGACGCCGCCUCCACCCAGUCGCUCACCAUCUCCUCCCCCGUCGCCACCACUCCUGCCAAGGAUGCUGCCCCCGUGCCCGAUUUCAGCCGCAAGUCCAAGUUCCUCCAGCAGCCCGUCUUUUCGGCCCACCGCUCCGAGACGCAGAUGCUGCGCUACAUCCACUCGCUCCAGGCCAAGGACCUCUCGCUCGUCCACGCCAUGAUCCCGCUCGGUUCGUGCACCAUGAAGCUCAACUCCACCUCGAGCAUGAUGCUCAUCUCCAAGCCCGAGUUCUCGCAGCUCCACCCCUUUGCGCCCGAGGACCAGGCGCAGGGCUACGACGUGCUCAUCCGCGAGCUCGAGCGCGACCUCUGCACCAUCACCGGCUUCCCCGCCGUCUCGCUGCAGCCCAACUCGGGCGCCCAGGGCGAGUUUGCCGGGCUGUCGGUCAUCCGCGCCUACCACGAGUCCAAGGGCGAGGGCAAGCGCGACGUCUGCCUCAUCCCCACCUCGGCCCACGGCACCAAUCCCGCCUCGGCCAUCAUGGCCGGCAUGCGCGUCGUGCCCGUCAAGACCAAGCAGGACGGCGCCAUCGACCUCGAAGACCUGCGCGCCAAGGCGGAGCAGCACAAGCACGAGCUCGCCGCCACCAUGAUCACCGAGCCCGCCACCACCGGCUGCUACUUUAAGGACAUCCAGGAGGCCUUCCAGAUCGUGCACGACAAUGGCGGACAGGUGUACCUCGACGGAGCCAACCUGCAGGCGCAGGUGGCGCUCACCAACCCGGCCAUCAUGGGCGCCGACGUGACGCACCUCAACCUGCACAAGACCUUUUCCAUUCCGCACGGUGGCGGCGGACCCGGCGUGGGCCCCAUCUGCGUCGCCGAGCAUCUGGCGCCGUUCCUGCCCGGCCACCCGCUGGCGUCGACGGGCGGCGAGAUGGCCAUCGACCCCAUCUCGGCGGCGCCCUGGGGCUCCGCCUCGAUCCUCACCAUCGCCUGGGCGUACAUCAAGAUGCUCGGGUGGAGCGGCCUCAAGAAGUCGACCGAGACGUCGCUGCUGGCGGCCAACUAUGUGGCGCACCGGCUCAAGGACCACUACAAGCUCAAGUACACUGGCGACCGCGGCCGCGUGGCGCACGAGCUGCUCAUCGACGUUGCCGAGUUUGAGGAUGCGGGGCUGAAGGUGAUGGACUUUGCCAAGCGUCUGAUCGACUAUGGCUUCCAUCCGCCCACGUGCUCGUGGCCCAUCUCGACGGGUCUGCUCAUCGAGAUCACCGAGUCCGAGUCGCUGCAGGAGAUCGACCGGCUGGUGGAGGCGUUCAUCUCGAUCCGCCACGAGGUGGAUGAGAUCCGCGCAGGCAAGAUGCCGCGCGACAACAACCUGCUCAAGAACGCGCCGCACACGAUGCACGACGUCGCCGACGCCGAGUGGGACCGACCCUACUCGCGCGAGCGCGCCGUGUACCCCGUGCCCGAGCUGCGCAAGACCAAGUUCUGGCCGCCCGUCAACCGCAUCGACGACGCCUACGGCGACCGCAUGCUCGUCUGCGAGUGUGGCGGCGUCGAGGACUAUGUCAACUAG
Molecule: messenger RNA, 3219 nt
Organism: Moesziomyces antarcticus
Lineage: Eukaryota; Fungi; Basidiomycota; Ustilaginomycetes; Ustilaginales; Ustilaginaceae
Product: glycine dehydrogenase
Exons: 1
Coding region: 1-3219 (1072 amino acids)
Biological process (GO): glycine decarboxylation via glycine cleavage system
Cellular component (GO): glycine cleavage complex; mitochondrion
Molecular function (GO): pyridoxal phosphate binding; glycine binding; glycine dehydrogenase (decarboxylating) activity
Source: RefSeq, a predicted model, not a curated record